GGCGGCCCCGCUGGAGGCAGCGCAGGGACGGCGGCGAUGUCUUGCUGCGGAAGCGGCGCCGGAGGCCUCGGCCGCCUCCUUCUCCUCCUGCAGAAGAAUGGAGUACGGCACUGUUCGUAUUCAGCCACGCGGAAAAAUAUGUACAUCAAUAAAGAUACAAAGGUUAUUUGUCAAGGUUUCACUGGCAAACAGGGCACUUUCCACAGUCAGCAGGCCUUGGAGUACGGCACCAAUUUAGUCGGAGGGAUUUCGCCGGGCAAAGGGGGCAAAUCUCACUUGGGACUUCCAGUUUUUAAUUCCGUCGAGGAG
Molecule: messenger RNA, 309 nt
Organism: Protobothrops mucrosquamatus (brown spotted pit viper)
Lineage: Eukaryota; Metazoa; Chordata; Lepidosauria; Squamata; Viperidae
Product: succinate--CoA ligase [ADP/GDP-forming] subunit alpha, mitochondrial-like
Exons: 3
Biological process (GO): tricarboxylic acid cycle
Cellular component (GO): succinate-CoA ligase complex (ADP-forming); mitochondrion
Molecular function (GO): succinate-CoA ligase (GDP-forming) activity; succinate-CoA ligase (ADP-forming) activity
Source: RefSeq, a predicted model, not a curated record